AUUAACAAAACUUUGGUAUACAGUUUUGAGAAAAAUUGGGGGCAUUUCAGCAAACACUUUGCCUAAUCUUAAUCUAAUAAUGUACUGAUGUUCUGUUACGUUAAUUAUCCAAAUAUGCUGCGUACUUUCUAACUUGCUACGAAAAGUUAAUUUGGACAAAAACAGUAUCCCUUCUAGACAAAUCCGUGCCUUCCCGCGUCUGGGACAACUACUCUCAUUGUUAAACGGGGACACGACUAGCUUCCCGUUGCUGGCAGUAUAUAGUUAGCUUGGUUAUUAUUCUAUGCUAAUGAGUCUGAGGGCAACAUGGCUACAUCUUACAACACGUACCAGUCAGAAACAACAUCGAUUAUGGCCGUUGUCGUCGAGGCGGCAAUUACAGAAAUUAACAAACUUUGGCCAAACUCUUACGCUAACGUUAGCAAUCCGGAGAGAGAGCUUUGCACAAUUAUGAAUCUGAUGAUGGAUGAGGCUAUUCGUAAAAUCUGCCAACUAUUCCUAGUGGCUUCCUCGAGUUUACAAAAUGAGAACGUGAAACUGAAGACCAAGGUGGAGCAGAUGACCCAGUUGUUUGAAAACAAUACACCGCCUGGUAAAAGACGUCCCAAGGAACUGGAUCGCAUGGACCACCAUAUAUUGGUAGACUUAUUUGACCAAUUAAGUCCUGCGAAGGUUUACUGUAAAUCCACAGAGACAUCUUCAUUGGAGAAUGACUCCUCUCUGGGAGACACAGAUGGACUGAAUACAGACCCCUCACCAAGAGACAGUGAAUCCAACGUUGAGCACAUGAGAGCUGCUCUGCCAGGGAGCAACGAGAGAGACGGCCAUGAAAGCCAGAAACACAACAAUACUACUAAAGGGACACGAUCCAAAGAAACCAAACGCUUCAAGUGUGAUAUUUGUGAGAAGACCUUUAGCCGGAACAAACGGCUGAUACAACACAAGCUAACUCACACAAGACCCUUCAAGUGUGAUGUAUGUGAAAAGACCUUCAGCAUGGAAGGGUCACUGGAAUCUCACACGCUAACUCACACAAGACCCUUCAAGUGUGAUGUUUGUGACAAAACCUUCAGCCGGAACCGCUUGCUGGUACGUCACAAGCUAAUUCACACAGGAGAAAGGCCAUUCGCUUGUGGUCAAUGUGGCAAAACAUUCAGAAUGUCUAAGCAGCUCGAACAUCACAUGUUGCGUCACAGAGAGAAAACGUUCAGUUGCAAAAUCUGUGGAAAUACAUUCUCUACCAAGAAAGAUCUGAAACGACAUCAGCUUGUUCAUGCAGUGGAGAGGCCGUUCAAGUGCCUGACUUGUGACAAGGGUUUCACAUCAAGAAAACUGCUUAUUGAGCACGAGAGAAUCCACACUGGUGAAAAACCAUACAGCUGUGCUGUGUGUGGGAAGAGUUACACACAGAGUGGUGGCCUGAGUUAUCAUAUGCGAACACAUACAGGUGAACGUCCACAUUCAUGCUCAGAGUGUGGUAAGCGCUUUAUGACUAAAUCCAGCCUUGAAAGACACAAGGUAAUCCAUACAGGGCAGAAGCCAUUUACAUGUGAGACAUGUGGAGCUGCUUUCGGCCAUAAAGGAAACCUUGUGAGACACCAAGUGCUUCACACAGGGGAGAGACCAUACAAAUGUAAAUUGUGUGGGACAAGCUACCUUCAGUCCACCCUCUUAAAAGCUCACAUGCACCGUCAUGGGGCAACCAAACCAUUUAUGUGUGACCUAUGUGGGAAGACUUUUAUGUACAAUUUUCUAAUGAGACGACACCAUCUAAAAUGGCACACAGCUGAAGGAGAGAAGCAGAAAGAACGAGAGAGAAAAGAGAGAACGAGAGAGAGAACCGCCAGGAGAGCGGGAACCUCAACAAAGCCAUUCAGUUGUGACAUAUGUUUGAAUGGCUUCAGUUCCAUGCUAACUCUGAAAAACCAUCAACGAAUUCACACUGGACAAAAGCAAUACUCUUGUUCCAUUUGCAGAAAGACCUUUGCCUAUAAAAAUACUUUUGACUAUCACAUGAGACUUCACAGUGGGGUGAAGCCCUACCCUUGUAAAUACUGUGAAAAGAAAUUUGUUCUUAAGCAAGCUCUAGAAGGACAUGAGCGAACCCAUACAGGUGAAAAGCCCUUCAAGUGCAGUUAUUGUGACAAGACUUUCUCAGUCGGCACCAAUCUCAAAAGGCAUGAGCGAGUCCACACAGGAGAGAAGCCAUUCAAAUGUGACGUCUGCGGGAGAGGUUUCGGCCAAGCCAACAACGUCAAAGCCCACAUGCAAGUCCACACUGGAGUUAGGCCUUAUUAUUGCAAGAGAUGUGGAAAGGGCUUUUCUGACAUAAGACACUACAAAAACCAUAGCUGUAAUGGUGUGGCAGCAACACGUGAUCGGUCUCGUAAAUCUUCAGACCGCUCUUUCAGAAAUAAGAAAGGAGGUGAAGACAGCAGUGCCUGCCAUAAUGCUGCUGUGAUGUCGACUCAGUGAUAUGAUCUCUAUCAUUCACAGUGGGGCAACUUCCUGCUUUCAGACAUCAGGAACAACAUGGAUGUAUUCAGUAGGGUGAGAAGUUCUCGGGUGAGUUUCAAGAAAGCCUUGUAGAAAAUGAGAUGCAGGCCACCAUAAUGCUUGGAAAGUUUAUGGUCAAUGUUCAUUCUCAUAGAGGCAUUGUUUAUUUCUGACAGUAUGCCGAAUUGGUUCCGAUAUGUUAUUUUUUUCUAUUGUGUAAAUCAUUAAAUGUAAUUUGUGUGAAAGUAUCAA
Molecule: messenger RNA, 2748 nt
Organism: Oncorhynchus gorbuscha (pink salmon)
Lineage: Eukaryota; Metazoa; Chordata; Actinopteri; Salmoniformes; Salmonidae
Product: zinc finger protein 708-like
Exons: 4
Coding region: 307-2475 (722 amino acids)
Biological process (GO): regulation of DNA-templated transcription
Molecular function (GO): DNA-binding transcription factor activity, RNA polymerase II-specific; RNA polymerase II cis-regulatory region sequence-specific DNA binding
Source: RefSeq, a predicted model, not a curated record